AUGUAGAUGUCUGAUAGUGAAUUUUUUGCUGAUCUUAAAUACAGACUUGAUUAUUUAAAAAAGUAAGAACUUAUGGGUGUUGAUAUUCAUGACAGAAAUUUAGAAUCAAGUUAUUGUGAAUCUGAAAUUGACCCUGAAUUAGAUUCUAUUUUAACUAAACAAGGUUUGGUUAAAAAAAAAUAAUAGAUUCAAAAUCAAAACUAAUUAAGCAUGAAACUUAAAAUGCUCAAGAAUAUUAAAAUUAACUUUAAAGAACUUAGAAUAUAAGAUUUUGAAAUUCUUUCUACAUUAGGUAUUUAUUAUUAUAUUAUUAUAAAUUAGGGACUGGAACUUUUGGUAGAGUUAGAUAAGCUAAGAUUAAAGGAGAUCCUGAGAAUAAAGUUUAUGCACUCAAAAUUUUAAAAAAAACAGAAGUAGUUAGACUCAAUUAAGUUGAACAUAUAAAAUCAGAAAAAGACAUUUUAACAUUUAUAGAACAUCCAUUUAUUGUAAAAAUGAAAACAUCCUUUCAAGAUUAAUUCUAUAUCUAUAUGUUAUUUGAAUAUAUUUAAGGAGGUGAAUUAUUUAGUAGAUUAAGAAAGGAAGGUCGAUUUGCUAAUGAUGUUUGUUUAUUUUAUGCAACUGAAAUAUUGACUGCAAUUAUAUAUAUGCAUAAAAUGUAAAUAGUGUAUAGAGAUCUUAAACCAGAAAACUUAUUAAUAGCUAAAGAUGGACAUGUUAAAAUUACAGAUUUUGGUUUUGCUAAAAAGAUAGGAAAUGGUAAAACAUAUACUUUAUGUGGUACUCCUGAAUAUUUGGCUCCAGAAAUUAUUAAAGGUUCCAAAGUUGGUUAUGGAAAAUCAGUAGAUUUAUGGGCUUAUGGUAUUUUACUAUUUGAAAUGUUAUCAGGGUAAUUAUAAUAUAUAAUAAAUAGAUAUCCACCAUUCUAUGAUAAUGAACCUAUUGGAAUUUAUAAGAAAAUCUUAUCUGGACUCAUAGAAUUUCCUAAAUUUUUUGAUAAUAAAGUAAAAGAUCUAAUAAGAAAGCUAUUAAAUCCAGAUAUUUAAAAUAGAUUAGGAUUUAAUGAUGUAUAUAUAUAUAUUGAUAUAUAAUUAGAAUGGAGAUUCAAUUAAGAAACAUAAAUGGUAUAGAGGUGUUGAUUGGACACGUGUAGAAAAUAGAUAAAUUCCUCCUCCUUGGGUCCCUUACUUAAGAUCAGAGGAUGAUGUUUUUUGGUUUGAAAAGUAUCCUGAUUCUACUGAUGUUCCAAAAUAAUUACCUCGUGAACUUUAACAUAUGUUUGAUGAUUUUUGA
Messenger RNA from Paramecium pentaurelia, 1293 nucleotides. Lineage: Eukaryota; Ciliophora; Oligohymenophorea; Peniculida; Parameciidae. The record is from the annotation of a GenBank genome assembly.